Symbiodinium natans is the source of this 831-nucleotide messenger RNA. The record is from the annotation of a GenBank genome assembly. NCBI's taxonomy places the organism in Eukaryota, Dinophyceae, Suessiales, Symbiodiniaceae.
AUGGACGAGGCGGAGACGCUCGGGGAUCGCAUUGCCAUCAUGGCCGCGGGCAAGGUCAAGUGCGUGGGCUCCGCGCUGUUCUUGAAGUCCCAGUACGGGGUCGGCUACACCCUCACCAUUGCCAAGACUCCCCAGCCAACGGCCGAGCAGUCGAGGGCCCUGGACUCCCUCAUCCACGCCCGCUGCACGCGCGCGGAGCGCCUGAGCGACGUAGGCACUGAGCUGACCUACCGCAUGCCUUUCGAGGAAAGCGGCAACUUCCCCGAGCUCUUCCAAAGCCUCGAACAGCAACCCGAGCGCUACGGCAUCCAGCUCUUCGGUGUGUCCGUGACGACUCUGGAGGAGGUUUUCCUCCGCGUGGGCCGUGACCAUACAGAGGCCGACAUCGCGGCGGACGAGCGUUUGCAACAGGCCAGCUUUGUGCGACAGAUAUCCGCCGAAAGGGAGGAACGCGCCAUGAAUUCCUUUACCCAAGCAGUCGAGGAGAUGCGGAGGAGUGGGGGAUCGCAGAUGGAUGAGCCGCUGACGGAAGCGAGGCGGGCCGAGUCAUCCGUGAGCUUCGCACGGCACGUGCGUGCCAUGCUGGUCAAGCGCUUUCACAAUGCGCGGAGGGAUCGAAAGGCCUGGUGUUGUCAAAUUGUGCUGCCUCUGAUCUUCCUCCUUGUGGCAUUGCUGACCAUGCGCUUCGCCGGCAUCGGUGACUACGAGGCCGUGCCCCUGAGCGCGACCAGCCUCCCCGGGCCUCAGCGCUUCGUCGCGGGCUUCGGUGAGUCGGUGACUUCAGCUCAGGUUGCAGACUUCUUGAAGGGUGCCUCGCUUGACGUCGAGCAG